Molecule: messenger RNA, 1526 nt
Organism: Cynoglossus semilaevis (tongue sole)
Lineage: Eukaryota; Metazoa; Chordata; Actinopteri; Pleuronectiformes; Cynoglossidae
Product: calmodulin-regulated spectrin-associated protein 1-B-like
Exons: 3
Coding region: 30-1526 (498 amino acids)
Biological process (GO): neuron projection development; negative regulation of microtubule depolymerization; cytoplasmic microtubule organization
Cellular component (GO): microtubule minus-end
Molecular function (GO): microtubule minus-end binding; spectrin binding; calmodulin binding
Source: RefSeq, a predicted model, not a curated record
UCGAAUUAUACACUGAAUUAAUUCUCUGAAUGGAAAAAAACACCCUGUGGAUCGGACCAGAUGGAUCGGAGAGCAGCGGGCCACUCAGCUCUUCCUGGAGGCUGAGAAGGGACCAGAGUCCUUCUUCUCCUGCUCGGUCAGGAGACAGUUCCAAUGUGCUGGCAUCUGAACUGGUCCAGUUACGUAUGCAGCUGGAGGAGAAACGACAAGCCAUCGAGCAUCAUAAGAAAAAGAUGGAAGUCCUGUCAGCCAGGCAGAGGCAGAUGCUGGGAAAGGCAGCUUUUCUGCACAUUGUAAAGAAAGGUGGAGGCAGGAGUGAUACACUACCCAACCCAAUUAAAGCUGACCCCCCUAAAGAAAAGCUGAACGGAGAAAAACUUAGCAAAGAUGAUAUAUGUGUUGAUGCCAUAAAGGCGGACAAAGAAGUGGUGGUGGAGUCCGCACUGUCUGCCUUAGAAGCAGAGAAAAAAGGAAACGGUGGUAGUUUUUAUUUGGAGGAGGAGUUGCUACUGAACAACGCCAUCAGCAGCAUUCAGCAGCAGAUGAUGCAGCUGUCGCUGCAGCAGGAUUUGUUGAUUAAACAGAAUGUUCAGUCUCCGUCCGGGGCAACAACAUCUCCUCGCACUGGUGACAAGAAUUGUGACUCAAAGUCAGGCGGGAGCUUUCAUUAUGUAGAGCACUUGAGUGGCACUGACACAGCCCCGAUCAAGAAACCCCCCAAGCUGACCUCAGGCCGAAGCACCAGGUCCAAACCAUCAGAGUUGAAAAUAGCUAAAGGACAAAGCCGACACGCUUCCAGGAUACUAACCCCCAACCAGAGCGGACCUGAGUCUGCGCUACAUCAGAGGCAUUUAGCUGGGGGCAGGUCCCCCAGAUUUGAGCAGCCAGAGAGCCCCAGGAACCCCACCAUAGAAAACGCUGUCGGUAAACCAGGCUCAGGCCACUAUCGGAGCGCUACCUUCCGCCUUCAGAAUGAAGCUAACGUGCGUCUGCCGACCAGAGUGGACCUGGCGCCGUUGGUGACCCCCGAAGUUUCAUUCGACGACUGCCUGUCGAGCACCAUGAAAGAGUCGGUCCCCAAUUCUUACAACGUUUCAGGGAAAGAAAAUAAUCCCUCAGAGGAGGCCCAGCGCAGCAAAGCCCACCUGAUCGAGGUCGAUCUUUCCGACCUAAAGGCUCCUGAGGACGAGGGCAUGACUGAGUACGCAGCAACAGAGGGAGGUGACGGAGAGCAGAAGUCAGUCCUGGGCUUUUUCAUCAAGGAUGAGCAAAAGGCCGAAGACGAGCUGGUGAAGAAGAGAGCAGCGUUCCUGCAGAAGCAGCAGAAGAAAGCCGAAGAGGCUCGGCUCCGUAAACAACAACUAAAAGCAGAAUCUGAGCUGAAACGAGAUGAAGCACGACGGAAGGCUGAGGAGGAGCGGCAGCGGAAAGAGGACGAAAAGACACGGAGGGAGCUGAUAAAGCAGGAGUACCUGCGGAGGAAGCAGCAGGGCCUACAAGGAGGACUUCAGUUUUAUCACUGUUGA